Aspergillus neoniger CBS 115656 is the source of this 986-nucleotide messenger RNA. RefSeq lists its product as uncharacterized. Bases 152 to 772 code for a protein of 206 amino acids. The record is from RefSeq and is a predicted model, not a curated record. The transcript has 2 exons. NCBI's taxonomy places the organism in Eukaryota, Fungi, Ascomycota, Eurotiomycetes, Eurotiales, Aspergillaceae.
GUUUUUGAGACGUGCGGAGGAGAGAGGGGUUAGGGUUGUUAGGGCGCCGAAGGGGAUGAGUAGGAAUAAGGGGAAUGGGAGUCGGUGGUUGGGGAGGAAUCAGUGUUUGGUUUGGACGGUCGAGUGGAUUCUGAGUGAUGGGGAGAAGAGGAUGAGGAAUUGUUCGGAGUUGGCUCCUGUUGCUGAUUCUUUUGAUCGGGUGGUUCCCCUUCCUAAGGAGGAGGGGGUGGAUGAUGAGGAUCAGAAACAGACUGGGGAUGAGAAGCCAGGGGAGACGCCAGAGUUGAAGACGGAGCAACAACCGCAGGAUGCCACGAAUACAGCCCCCGAGCCAGCCUCGACUACAGAACCUACACAACCAACAGAAGCACCAGCCGCUCAACCGGAAGCUUCAGAGCUGCCACUUACCCCCCACCGCGAUCUCUACUUCUACCUCCACCGGCCGCGGACAGCUACGAAACAGCCUGUUUUGGCCCCCCUGUCCCCCAAGAUCACCAUUGCUGCCGCUCUGCGUGGUCACACAGUCUUGGAGUUCCCGACCAUCUACGUGCUGCCGGACUCACCUGAUACUAUACGGGCCCAGGAAAAUUCCAAGUACAUUCUAGAGGAAGAGUACCUCCGCACGCAUCAGUCGCCGGAAGAGAGCAGCGAGGAUACGGGGGAUGCAGACGACACAUUGCCUCCGGGUGCCAUUGACCUUCAAGGCGUCGACGAAUCCAAGGUUCUGGAAGUCCUCCAGAAGGAUCUGUUCGAGCCUUCGGCAGCAGCGUAGGAACUAUCUAGAUCUGGCUGGAGCAUCAUGAGAUAGAAGGGAGGGGAGGGGACAUCUACUUGUACCUAAUAUUUGUUCAUAUCAUAGCGACAACUGGAGAGCCGGGUGGAACCGUGCUUUACUUGCAUCUGUACUAGGAAGAAAUCAUCUAUGAUCGGCUGAUGCACUUCGAGGCAGUCUGAGCGAAGACAGCGAUCUCGACCGUAUAGGUAAU